UGUGUUUCUCCCUCCCACUCCUCAGGCUCUUUUUUAGGUGUUGCUCCAGUUAGAGAUCAGAGAGGCGGCACUAACCAAGCAACCUGACUUACCCAGUUUGGAGCUGCCGAUUUGCCAACUCCCUUUCUCCUCUCUCCCACCGGCUUCUUCCUCAUCUUUCCCCCAGCCCCAGACAAGCCUGUCCUUACGGCACUGUCUCUCUGUAUCCCUCUCUCUGUCUCUGCAGCCGGCUCCGCGAUGGGUUCUGGGCUGGAAGCGCUAGCCCUGUGCAUGGCAUUCGGCUUCUUGUUCACUCUCGGAUGGGCAGAGUCGAACACCGAGUGCUACACUGCUAAUGGUGCUGACUACAGAGGCUGCCAGAAUCGAACCUCGCACCAGGGAGGAAAGCCCUGCUUGUAUUGGAACGAAACCUUCCAGCACCCUUACAACACCCUCAAGUACCCCAACGGAGAAGGAGGCCUUGGGAAUCACAACUAUUGCAGGAAUCCAGACAAUGAUGUGAGACCAUGGUGUUACGUUGCUGAGUAUGAAGAUGGAGUGUAUUGGAAAUACUGCGACAUACCAACAUGUCACAUGCCGGGCUACCUGGGCUGUUUCAAAGACAAUGGUGACCCACCACCUUUAUCAGGCAGCAGUGAAACCUCCAACAAGCUGACCAUCCAGACCUGCAUUAAGUUUUGCAGGAGCAAGCGAUUCAAGCUUGCUGGCAUGGAGUCUGGUUAUGCAUGUUUCUGUGGGAAUGAUGCUGAUUAUUGGAAACACGGAGAGGCGAACAGCACAGAAUGCAACCACGUGUGCUUCGGAGAUCACACCCAGCCCUGUGGAGGAGAUGGCAGGAUAAAUAUCUUUGAUGCAAAGAUCGGGGCUUGUGGUGGGAAUUACUCGAUGGACGCCGGCAUCAUUUACUCUCCAGAUUUCCCCGACAACUACGCAAGCAGCAGGGUGUGUUACUGGACCAUUCAGGUGCCCGGGGCAUCUCUCAUCCGGUUCGACUUUGCCCUGUUUGACAUCCGCGACUCGAGUGACAUGGUGGAGUUUCUGGAUGGCCGCAGCAAUGACGUUCUCGCCAGGUUUGAUGGCAGGAACCGGCCCUACAACUCCCUGAACGUGUCGGCCAGCUUUGUCAUCUUGUACUUUUACUCGGACCGGGUUAACCAAGCUGAGGGAUUCGCCGUCUUGUACAGAGCUAUUAAAGACAAUCCUCACUCCCAGCCUCCAGCGAGCAGGAAUGAUAUUAAUACAUCAGAAAUGAUAACCGAGAGGGUGGGUGCCGGUACCAAUGCAGCCCGAUCAUCAAAGAUUCUCUACUUCAUUACAGCAAGCCCCAGCCAAUCGAACCAGAACAUGCCAGUGUGGACUAUCUAUGCCUUGGCAGCCUUGCUAACACUGACAGCGAUAGCGAUGGUUUCGAAGAUUCUUCUUCACCUAACAGUAAAGUCACGUCGAAUUCCUGCACAAGACAACUCAGAGAACUGUAGCCAGCCAUCCCCAUCUGAACCUUGGGUCAUCACCUAUAAACCCUCGACUAUUUUGUUCUUUAAGAAAAAACUGAAGAACCAGCAUGGAGAUCGAAGUCCACUUGUGGGUGACUAACCUACUGCAGCAACAGAGGACUUAACACCCCAGGAAUCUCCACCUCUAGUCUUCAACACGGAAACUCCUUUUAAAUUAUCUUUCAGUUGCAACAUCGAGCACUUUGAUACCUCAGCGUGGAGGCGGCUUUAAUUUCACUGAAUUAAGCACUUCUCACCAGACACAUGCAAUCGCGCAUGCUCAUUUGGACCACCACAAGACCAGUUGGCUGACAUCUCCAAAGGCAAGAGCUCAGUUAAACUAAACGAUCUCGGCUUUUGCCUACCGUGUUCUUGCAGCUCAACAAGGGUGAGACUGUCACCAGAAUGAGACUGUACAUUGUAUCGACUGGAAUUCUCUUGGGGUCUAAUAAGGGAAAGACACUUCAUUUGACUAUCAGAAUCUUCUUGGAAAUAGAUACAGUUUGAAUAGUGAAUUCGUUUUUCUGUGGGUGACUCUUCUACUAUGUUCAUUCAGCCCUCCAAGCCAUGCUUGUCUGCACGAUCUGGUUGAGCUCUACGGGUGAUUUCUUAGCAGUUACGGAAGAGUGAAAACCUUAACGUUUUAAAUUAUCAAAUUUACUUUGCAACCACUGGUAAGGAAUAGAAGGAAACAUUUUCUGCUUGGCAGAAGUCCACAGUAAAAUCCAUAGUGAACAUCAAGUCCAAUUUAGCCUCCAAAGCCUUUCACUACUGUGCAGUAUCACAGAGCCAUUACUGCAGAGGUGAAGAAUCAUGCAAAGGAAUCAGAAAUACACUCACAUUUAUGACUAUCCCAGCAAUCUAUUGGAAAUAUGCAACUCAAAGUGGGGUUUUGGAAAUUCUAAUAUGGGAAUGCCAAAGUGUGUUAAAAUGAUGCUAUUCAUUGAGUGAGCUAGAGAUGGUUCUGUUUUGUUGGGGUUUCCUUCAUUUAGUCAAAACUAAACCCCUUACGCAAGCCUCUCCUGCCUUUUCAGAAAAGCUUAAGUCCAAAAUAAGUAUCCUCAUGCAUGUGCAGGAUUUCACUUGUACUUGUUUUUACUUGUUUGCUUUUGUUUCUGUUGUUUAUAUCUCUGUCAGGUACUCUUCAAGAAUACUCAGUUACCUGGUGUGAAGUCGGGCUGUGACCUGAUCUCAGUUUUCCACCAGCUCUGCUGUGUAACUAGUGCUAGAGACUGAAUUUUUUAAAAAAAAAUUGAAACCUCCAGCUAAUAGGUGAAGUAAUGACAGUCAUGAUUGGUACAUUUACUGUAACAAAUGACUAUAAACAUUAUUGAUGAAACACUGUUUUCUUUUUGUCCCAAGUUUUACAUUAAAAUACAAAUAGAAAGAUUCUCUUUUAUACUUAUCACCCAUUGCAUUCUCCAUGGAAUUACAGUCCUUUUAACAAACAGUUUACUGUUACUUCCACCCUUCAAUGAGAUCUGAUAUCGUCAGUCCAUUGAGGAGUAACUUUAAGUGACUGUCUCCAAGCAUUUGCCUUAGUUUUUUUGAUGACUUCCUUGAGCCCCUCCACCACCAGUAGAGCCUGUUCUGAUUAUUCUUUGUCUCUUUGGCCAUGCCAAAAUAGAUCUCGCGGAAACCGUAGACCACAACAGGGUCCGUCUCUUCAACUGGAGACCAUCUCCCUCUCCCAUCUGGCAUUAGUAAGAUGCAUAAUCAGGUGACCUUUCUGUCUGCUGGCCGCACAGAUUCUCUACCUGUCUGAGAUUGUACUGAUUUGUAAAGAAGCCUGAAACCUGAUCUGAAAAAUAGAUUUCUUAACCCUCUUCCCCAUUCCAACAUAAAAUGCAUAAUCUUCUUUCCAAUUACAAAUAUCAUUUAGCUAUCUUUGAUCCCAACUCCAUUUCAUUUUGAAAGUAAACACACGGUCAACAGCACCUUUCACACUGAAUCCCUACAAUACCUAUCUGGGACUUUAGGAAGUGCAUUGGAAAGCACUAAGACUGGUGCCAUUGUUUCCAAGCAUGAAUGCCUUGCACUAUUUUUUAUUAUUACAAUUAUCGAAAUCCUCCUUUUUGUCUUUAACAAUCAAACAACUAAGGUUUACUGUCAGUUUGACUGCAGAGACAUCUACAGAACCGGUCACAUUGUUGUGCAUCACUGAGGUAGUACACUGAAAAUCUAGUCCCACUAUUCCUGGAGUUAUUAUAAAAGAUAAGAUUUUCAAAACAAUGCAGAAUUCCCCAUUUCACCUGUCUUUUAGACAGAAAGCAUGGAUCAGGUUUCCGUACCCAAUAAAAAUGGCUAUUUAUUUCAAAUAAAUAUACUCUAGUGGAAUUACAUUUGACUAAUUAAGGACCCCAAUUCGCUCAUAAAAUUCCCUUUACACACAAACACACAAAUGCAGACAGAAGGAAAACAUAGGUGUUAUGGGCAGAGAGAAAAACCGAGAAAGCAGUUCAGUGGUCCCUGUUCCCAGGAUUUGCUGAGAUAUUUCUUGUGCUGAUCAGAAUAUUAAUUCCUGAUCUUCCUUCUCCAGAUGCUUUCACCUGAUUGCAGGAGGCACAGGGCAUCUGGGUCACACUUAUAAAGUGUUCACUUUGAUUUUUUUAUCAAUUAAAAACUACGGCUUACAGCAACUGCUGAAGGAAAAAUAAAUUGGGUUUCUUCAGGCUUAAACUGGUUUUUCUGCAGAGAACAGGGACAGAACUUGAGGUAGAGGAGAUCUGAUGGCUUCUCACUAUUUCAUUCAUAGCCCUAAGCUACACAACUAUCUGAUAAUGAAACCAGUAUCUGAGUUUACCAUACAUAGAUCGUGAUUGAUAGCUGGUCACAGACCAGCCAGCUAUUUAUUGCUGGCUGAAUCUCCAUUUGUAGACAGAUCCACUUUGUCUGCAAACUAUACUUCAGCUACUGCUUGAACAAUCAGCACUUACAAUAAGUAUCAGGUAACUUACUUUCACAAACUACAGCAACCCCUCCACAAUCUUUGCUUUUUAAAACAGUUCUUUUCCCAAGUCAGUCCACAAUCAAGAAUACAAAAUAAUAAAAAGCAAUGAUUUCCUUCAUUAACUUUAAAGCUACAGUCCUAAAACAUAAUAAUCUUAUAAACCUCGCAAUGCUGAUGCCUCCCCAUUAUAGAAAUUUUUAAAAAUCACAAUUUUGAUGAGUUUUCUUAAACAUUAUUAAAAUAUAACCACAUAACAUAUUUCAAAUAUUAUCAGUUAAAUUAUAUUUAACCUACCACAUACAGUACAAGUAACAUUCUUUCCAUAUGCUUUCACAUUGUUUACCAAACAGUCCAACAUGAUGGCGUCAUAGUUUUUUAACCUAUAUCAAAUUAAAUACAUGUAACAGUUAAACUUCUGAACUGGUUUUCAUUUCUAAAGAAGGGUCCCGACCCGAAACAUCACCUUUCCUGCUCCUCUGAUGCUGCCUGGCCUGCUGUGUUCCUCCAGCUCCACACUGUGUUAUCUCUGACUCCAGCAUUGGCAGUUCUUACUAUCUCACAGUAAAAUUUAAAGCUCCUUUCCCAAAGAAUCUUAAAGUCCUUCCUCUUAGAUAGCAUAGAAGUGGCUUUGUUGCCAAUAGCCCCAUCCCAUGAUGAUUAAAGUUCACAUUGUUACCAUGCGAAAUCAAGCUCCCUAAAUCAUUCCUAUUUUCUGUGCUGUCUUUUUCUUUAAGAAGCAUCUGUCUUUCAAUCUUUCAGUUCCCUUCAUUGUCAUUAGUGUUCUCUUCGUUGUCACUUUGCUUCUUUCUCUGGCUCCUCUGUGGGUUCACAAAAACAAAGAUUUGUGUCUGUAGGUUAAUUUAUGUGCCUGUGACUCUCUGGGUUAGCUUAGAACUUCAGCAUUCCUUAUUUUAGGAGCAUCAUUGUCUUCUAAAUAAUGCAUGAUUCCUAAAUAAAUAGGUUUUAAGUUCUUCAAGUAACAGCUCUCUAAAAGUUUUCUAAAUCUUGUUCCAACUUCAUCAACCUCCACUAUCAAAGACUAUUUCUACAGUAAUUUCCGAAAGAUCUGAUUCCGUUUCUUGUUUGUUUUUGUCUGUAGCAUUCUUGAAUGAGUUUACGGAUGCGUUUCAGUAGACCUACCUUUAUCAUAUUCUGCAUAGUGUUCAUCAUAAAGCUUUGAAUAUUAAAAAAAAGUGCUAUUUCUACCAGAACACGUUUUUUUUAAUAGUACUACCUUAAUUUCUUGUAGGCACUGAAACUUGUAGCAAAUGUUUCAAAUUAUCAGAUUUACCUGCUAUUCCCUGUCCAUGAACAUGUUGAAUGGAGGGGCAGGUUUGAUGGACAAAUGGUUUACUCCUGCUCCUUAUGUUCAAGGAAGUGAAGCCUUUUUCGUUGGAGUUCAAAUUCCCUGACUUCAAAGAGCAGCCUGGUGGCUCAGUGGUUAGCACUGCUGCCUCACAGUGUCAGGGACCUGCAUUUGAUUCCACUCUCAGGUGACUGUCU
Rhincodon typus (whale shark) is the source of this 5946-nucleotide messenger RNA. RefSeq names its product kringle containing transmembrane protein 1 (gene kremen1). Bases 238 to 1593 code for a protein of 451 amino acids. Gene Ontology annotation, cellular component: plasma membrane. The transcript is spliced from 9 exons. Lineage: Eukaryota; Metazoa; Chordata; Chondrichthyes; Orectolobiformes; Rhincodontidae. The record is from RefSeq and is a predicted model, not a curated record. Gene Ontology annotation, biological process: multicellular organism development.